Molecule: messenger RNA, 876 nt
Organism: Clonostachys rhizophaga
Lineage: Eukaryota; Fungi; Ascomycota; Sordariomycetes; Hypocreales; Bionectriaceae
Source: the annotation of a GenBank genome assembly
AUGCCGCCCCAAGUGUCGGAUCAGCCUGCGAAGAAGCAAAGCAAGUGGUCACCCGAGGAGGAUACUCUCAUCAUUGAGUUGCGGGGCCGGGGGAUGAAAUGGGAGGAUAUCUCGAAACAAUUACCAGGAAGAAGUGCCAUCAGUUGCCGGCUUCACUAUCAGAACUACUUGGAACGACGCAGCGAAUGGAGCGAGGAGCGCAAGGAUAAGCUUGCACAACUUUACGAAAGAUUUAAAGCAGACAUGUGGGCUAAGGUUGCCGAAGAACUGGCUGUCCCUUGGCGUGCCGCUGAAGCGAUGCAUUGGCAACUUGGCGAGACAGAUAUGGCGAGGCGGGCGGGUGUGGUGCCUUUCUCUUUGGCAGCCGUCAACGCCGAGGCUAACGCGAACGCUCGUCGAAACUCCCCUUCCCGAGGUCACUACACCCAUCCCCAUGGAGGCAUGCACGGCGAUACAGGAGCACCGAACCGAAACUUGUAUGGCCGAAGCCCGCAAACAGUGUCAGGACGGCCCAGGGCUCAUACUGUUGGAUCACGUCGCGAACCCCUUACGCCACAGCAACGACCAAUGGUGGAGGAGCAACCGGAGAUGGGCUAUGCUCAAGUGCCAAUGUUGGCACCCAUCCAAUCUCAAGCCUUCCCUGCCAAGGGGCGUUCGCUGCCCAGCAUCUCGGAAUUGACGACCGGCAUUACUCCAUACAGUGGAGCGCCGGGGCCUGGUCAAGGGAUUGGAAUUCCAAACUCGAUGCCUCUUCAUCAUCCCACCUUUGUGCCCGCUGGAGUCGGGUACGCCGUGCAUGAACCUCUGGGAUCAAAACGGCCAGCCAGUCCCGAUCCUAACCUUCGAGAUGCUCACCAUAGACGACGAAUGGAAUAA